Molecule: messenger RNA, 2892 nt
Organism: Talaromyces rugulosus
Lineage: Eukaryota; Fungi; Ascomycota; Eurotiomycetes; Eurotiales; Trichocomaceae
Exons: 5
Coding region: 1-2892 (963 amino acids)
Biological process (GO): protein geranylgeranylation
Cellular component (GO): Rab-protein geranylgeranyltransferase complex
Molecular function (GO): Rab geranylgeranyltransferase activity
Source: RefSeq, a predicted model, not a curated record
AUGCGGGACCGCUCUUGUGCCGCCCUCUUCGACCUCUUGUAUGAAAUUGUAUCUUGUUGCGAAGAAAGAUAUUUGGGCUCUCUCACGCCUAGCCUGCAACUCCACCAUCCGUCUUUGCAACCCUACCUCCCUGGUGUACCGAGCUGGAUUAUGUCGCUGGUGUCGGGCCCUGGAAGGGGUGGUGGGGGUUCCGGUAGCCGCGCCGAGUUCUGCACCGACAAGCAUGUCGCCUAUAUCAAAAGCUUAGACACUCGUAGAGAUGAACUCGAAUACUGGUACACCGAGCAUCUUCGCAUGAAUGGUGUCUACUGGGGCCUGCACGCUCUGCAUUUGAUGGAUCAUCCGGAAGCUCUCCCUAGACAGGAAACCGUUGACUUCAUCCUCUCAUGCCAAGCAGCCAACGGGGGCUUUGGAGCUGCCCCAGGUCAUGACGCUCACAUGCUGUAUACCGUUUCUGCUGUGCAGGUUCUCGUCAUCAUUGACGCCGUAGACGAACUAGACAAAUCAGGUCGAGAUGGAAAGCAGAAAGUCGUAUCAUUUAUCGCUUCCUUACAAGACCAGCAGUCUGGUGUCUUCAAAGGGGAUGAAUGGGGAGAGACUGACACCCGUUUUUCGUAUGGCGCCUUGCUCGCACUGUCCUUGCUUGGAAAACUCGACGAGAUUGAUCUCGACAAGGUAGUUUCCUAUAUCCACCAGUGUGAAAACUUGGAUGGAGGAUAUGGUGUUUGCCCGGGCGCCGAGUCACACUCCGGCCAGAUCCUGACUUGUGUCGCUGCUUUGGCCAUUGCCGACCGGCUUGAUCUGAUUGAUACUGAUCGUCUCGGGACGUGGCUGAGCGAACGCCAGCUUGAGAGCGGCGGUUUAAAUGGUCGACCUGAAAAACUAGAGGACGUGUGCUAUAGUUGGUGGGUGGCUGCUAGCUUGGAUAUAAUAGGACGCUUGCACUGGAUCGACAAGCAGAAACUCGAGGACUUCAUCCUGCGUUGUCAGGACACAGAGGAAGGAGGAAUUGCUGACCAGCCUGGAAACAUGGUCGAUGUUUUCCAUACUCACUUUGGAACGGCUGGCCUGAGCCUGCUGCAUUACCCUGGCCUCAAGGAAAUUGACCCUGUAUACAUCUGCAACAAGAAACCUCGCUUUAGCGACCUGUCUCACCUUCUCACCCACAUUGCCUCCAAGGCUCAUCUGGCCAACUACUUCAAACUCCAAGUCAAGAGCCGGCAUGACGCCGAAGCAUAUCAGACAUUGACCGACUACGAUCGCUGGUACCAAAACUACGGCCUUGCCAAGCUGCUAUCGGACCGUAUGGCUAUGGGUUCAAACACAACUCGGAAACGGCGAUCCUCCAGGCUAGUCGAAGCUCCUGGCAGUAUAAAACUCGAACCAGUCGACCAUGAAGCACCGCUUCCGUCGCUAGAAUGGGCUGGUACAGCCGAAGACCGGAAGCCCCAAUGGCCAUUCUUCGAAGAUAACAUCGACCCUCGUCUUUCGGGCCUGCGGCCUCCAGUUUCUGAAGAGAACGAAGGUGGCCGGACCUACACGGUUGCGUCUACUCUCUCUGAAUCGUCAGAACAUCCUUUCAUUAAAACGGAGCCGGAUUCUCUGAACAGCUGGAAGUAUAUCCAUGAGGACAACCCAAAUGAAACCCGUUCCUCUAAGCGUUUUCCGAUGGAAGGAAAAAGCCAUCGUGCAUCUCUGUCGACGGUUCCUACUGUGCCAAACCCGCUAACACUUACCCCUUCACGCCGUGCUUCGAAGUCUACAGUAAUAGAGCCGAAAAUAGACGAAAUGACGAGACUGAAAGGCAUCCAAUGGCCGGGAAUGGAUCUUUUUGAUGCAGCUACAGAACCGAUGAAACGCCAGAGGAACCAAAAGAAGGACGCAAGCACCUUCAAGGCGAUGGAAGAAGCCUCAACGGCUACUGAACCGAAUGAGAUGGUUUUCUCCCCUUCCGGUACCCUUCGAAGGGAACGGGAAAUCACUGGCUAUGUGGAAGAGGACGACCCUCUGCCUGGAGAGUGGCGUAUACCCAAACCUCGCCGGGAUCGCCGGGACACGCGUGAUCGUCGUGACCGCCGGGCUAAUGAGAAACAGUCAGACACAAACAACUGUCCAGGUCGACAGGACAAACGCGUUGCACUGGCAAACUCGGAUCCCAAUCGAGCCGUCCUAGGUAGUCGGGUCACGAAGAAAGGACAACGGCUCAAGCGACAGGUGCCCCGGGAACGGGAAACCAGUGAACCUGCUACUACCAGCGUUGCUUUGAGUAAACAAAAUCUCAAUCACGCUCACGGCCAUACCCAAUUGACGACAGAGGAAAAUGAUGAUAUGCAGCUUUCAAUGGAUGCAGUCGGUCAAAACCGGACAUCUCGUCUGCAAGUAUUCAAAGACGAUAGCCCGCCUAUAACAGUACCCGAGAGCAACCACUUUAUCUCCAGCCUCAUCGACGAUGCAAUUUCACAUAGCGAAUCAUUUGAGAUGCCAUAUUUGACGCAGGCCAGCGAUGUGAUCAGUGGCCUACUAGCGACAAGCGAUCAUGAGCAUUUCCCCACGUCUUUCCAGAACUCCAGCCUACAACCAACCCACAGCUACUCCCAUGACUAUGAGACUUUUACUGGAGCUGCUUCACGAAGUAUUGAAGGAAUGUACCUGGUAGAUUCCUCUGGCGGACCAACUAGUCGAGGACCGCACGACCCGAUCAUAGGGGGAAAUGUGCUUCACUACCGAUGGGAUUGGCAUGGAUCAGAGCUAGAGCGAGAUGAUUCCACUGGUGAUAACCAUGUCUUCGGUGGCGGACUGAACUACAACCGCCCGGCGUCCUCUGGCAGCACGAUCUAUGAAGAUGAGGUUGAAAACAAGAGCCGUCUCUGGCUUGACGGUUGCUGCACCUGA